CGCACCUCUCCCUCCACCCCCUCUUGGCCGCCAGCUUCCCCCGCCCUGGGAGGAGCUGGGGGUGGGGGCACCGCUGCGCGGGCGGAUCCUGAGCGCGCCACAGGGUCCAGCCCGAGCCUGGGGGCAGCUGGCCUGGAUCUCAGAGCUGGGGUGUGUGCCAUGGCCCCACACUGGGCUGUCUGGCUGCUGGCAGCAGGGCUCUGGGGCCUGGGCAUUGGGGCCGAGGUGUGGUGGAACCUUGUACCCCGGAAGACAGUCUCUUCUGGAGAGCUGGCCACAGUGGUGCGACGCUUCUCCCAGACGGGCAUCCAGGACUUCCUGACGCUGACCCUGACGGAGCGCACCGGCCUGCUAUACGUGGGGGCCCGCGAGGCCCUGUUUGCCUUCAGCAUGGAGGCUCUGGAGCUGCAAGGAGUGAUCUCCUGGGAGGCCCCGACUGAGAAGAAGACCGAGUGUAUCCAGAAAGGGAAGAGUAACCAGACGGAGUGCUUCAACUUCAUCCGCUUCCUGCAGCCCUAUAACGCCUCCCACUUGUACGUCUGUGGCACCUAUGCCUUCCAGCCCAAGUGCACCUACAUCGACAUGCUCACUUUCACCUUGGAGCGUGGAGAAUUGGAGGACGGGAAGGGGAAGUGUCCCUAUGACCCAGCUAAGGGCCACACUGGCCUCCUUGUGGACGGUGAGCUGUACUCGGCCACGCUCAACAACUUCCUGGGCACGGAGCCCGUCAUUCUGCGCAACAUGGGGCCCCACCACGCCAUGAAGACAGAGUACCUGGCCUUCUGGCUCAAUGAACCUCAUUUCGUGGGCUCUGCCUACGUACCUGAGAGUGUGGGGAGCUUCACGGGCGACGACGACAAGAUCUACUUCUUCUUCAGCGAGCGGGCGGUGGAGUAUGACUGCUAUGCCGAGCAGGUGGUGGCUCGAGUGGCCCGUAUCUGCAAGGGUGACGUGGGGGGCGCACGGACCCUGCAGAGGAAGUGGACCACGUUCCUGAAGGCACGGCUGGUGUGCUCUGCCCCCGACUGGCAGCUCUACUUCAACCAGCUGCAGGCAGUGCACACCCUGCAGGGCACCUCCUGGCAUAACACCACCUUCUUUGGGGUUUUUCGGGCACGAUGGGGCGACGUGGACCUGUCAGCCAUCUGCGAGUACCAUCUGGAAGAGAUCCAACAGGUGUUCGAGGGUCCCUACAAAGAGUACCACGAGCAAGCCCAGAAGUGGGGCCGCUACACUGACCCCAUACCCACCCCUCGGCCCGGCUCGUGCAUCAACAACUGGCACCGACGCCACGGCUACACCAGCUCUCUGGAGCUGCCUGACAACACCCUCAACUUCAUUAAGAAGCACCCACUGAUGGAGGAGCAGGUGGGGCCUCAGUGGGGCCGCCCCCUGCUAGUGAAGAAGGACACUAACUUCACCCACCUGGUGGCUGACCGGGUCAGAGGACUGGACGGAGCCACCUAUACGGUCCUGUUCAUUGGCACGGGAGAUGGCUGGCUGCUCAAAGCCGUGAGCCUGGGGCCCUGGGUCCACCUGAUUGAGGAGCUGCAGGUGUUUGACCAGGAGCCCGUGGAAAGCCUGGUGCUGUCUCAGAGCAAGAAGCUGAUCUUCGCUGGCUCCCGCUCUCAGCUGGUUCAGCUGCCCCUGGCAGACUGCGUGAAGUACCGGUCCUGUGUGGACUGCGUGCUCGCCCGGGACCCCUACUGCGCCUGGAACGUCAGCACCAGCCGCUGUGUGGCUGUGGGUGGCCACUCGGGAUCCCUGCUGAUCCAGCAUGUGACGGUCUCGGACUCCUUGGGCAUUUGCAACUUCCCUGGCAAUAAGAAAGUCAGGCUCACUCCCAAAAACAUCACGGUGGUGGUGGGCACAGACCUGGUGCUGCCCUGCCGCCUCUCCUCCAACCUGGCCCGGGCUCGCUGGACCUUCGGGGGCCGGGACCUACCUGUGGAACAGCCUGGCUCCUUCCUCUAUGACGCACGGCUACAGGCCCUGGUCCUGAUGGCUGCCCAGCCACGCCAUGCCGGCGCCUCCCCCUGCUUUUCGGAGUUGGCUGCUGAAGUCUACCUUGUGGCCGUGGGGUCGGGCCCGUCGGUGAUGCUGGAGGCCCGGGCGCCCUUGGAAAACCUGGGGCUGGUGUGGCUGGCUGUGGUGGCCCUGGGGGCCGUGUGCCUGGUGCUGCUGCUGCUCGUCUUGUCCCUACGCCGGCGGCUGCGGGAAGAGCUGGAAAAAGGAGCCAAGGCGGCCGAGAGGACCCUGGUGUACCCUCUGGAGCUGCCCAAGGAGCCCACCAGUCCCCCUUUCCGGCCUGGCCCCGAAACAGAUGAGAAACUUUGGGAUCCUGUUGGCUACUACUACUCAGAUGGCUCCCUCAAGAUUGUGCCUGGACACGCCCGGUGUCAGCCCGGGGGUGGGCCCCCUUCUCCACCCCCGGGCAUCCCGGGGCAGCCCCUGCCCUCUCCGACUCGGCUUCACCUGGGGGGUGGGAGGAACUCAAAUGCCAACGGUUAUGUUCGCUUGCAGCUCGGAGGUGAGGACCGGGGAGGGCUUGGGCAUGGGCACCCCCUGCCUGAGCUCGCCGACGAACUGAGGCGCAAACUGCAGCAGCGCCAGCCCCUGCCGGACUCCAACCCCGAGGAGUCGUCGGUAUGAGGGACCCGAGACGUCGGCCGAGAGCGUGGGAGGUGGAGCUUCUACUUUGCACAGGCACCAGCUACCUCAGGGACAUGGCCCGAGCACUGCUGGCCGGGGACAGAUGCCACUGGCCCUGCUCGGCCAUGGGGACCUGCUCUGCUCAGCAUGGGCACUGCCACUCGUCGUGGCUCACCAGGGCACAGCCUCACAGAAGGCAUCUUCCUCCUGUCUUUGAAUCACAGACACACGGGACCCCAGCAGCCAAAACUCUUCAAGGCAGAAGUUGUGAGAUUGUGAGUGAGUGAGUGUGUGUGUGUGUGUGUGCGUGCGUGUGCAUGUGUGUGCACAUGUGUAGUGAUGCUGCCUUGUUUCUGUCGAGUCUUCCCCUGGCCUGGGGUCGUCCUGGUGAGUCAUUGGAGCUAUGAAGGGGAAGGGGUCGGAUCACGUUGCCUCUCCUACCCCCACCUGUCCCCAGUGUGGGGCAGCCAUGUACAUAUGGGGGUGGGGUGGGCAGGGUGCUGUACCCCUGUGUGGGGAGAACGCAGGGCUCGGGGUGGGCCUAGUCCUGCACCUAGGGCUGUGAAUGUUUCGGGGGGGGAGGGAGAUGGAGCCUCCUGUGUGUUUGGGGGGAAGGGUGGGCAGGGCCUCCCACUUGGCCCAGAUAUCUGGGGGUGUUUUCUACUUGUCUUCUUCCAGGCCAGGGCUGGGAAAGGCUGUGUGGGGGGACGGGAGGAGGGUGGGCGUGCUGUGGCGACUGGCAUAUCCUCUCCCAGCUCUAGGAGGAGGGUUCCUAACAGUGUAACUUAUUGUGUCCCCGCGUAUUUAUUUGUUGUAAAUAUUUGAGUAUUUUUAUAUUUACAAAUAAAA
Molecule: messenger RNA, 3501 nt
Organism: Tupaia belangeri chinensis (Chinese tree shrew)
Lineage: Eukaryota; Metazoa; Chordata; Mammalia; Scandentia; Tupaiidae
Gene: SEMA4C
Product: semaphorin 4C
Biological process (GO): positive regulation of cell migration; negative chemotaxis; neural crest cell migration
Cellular component (GO): plasma membrane; synaptic vesicle membrane
Molecular function (GO): chemorepellent activity; semaphorin receptor binding
Source: RefSeq, a predicted model, not a curated record